AUGCAUCAAUCGUGGCUGCCCCUGUCUCUGCUCCUUUGGGCGGAGGUGUCCUCGUGUCUGAGAAGCCCCCACAUCGAGGACUCCCCCUGCCUGCUGGAGGGCCAGCAUCACAAAGACGAGCUUGAUCUGGGGGCCCGGGACAAGCAGGCUGUACUGUCGCCGAGCGAGGUCACGACCGCUGCAAGCGAUGCGAAGGUGAACUUGAAGAGCGGCCAAGACUACACCGUCUUCUAUCCCCAACAGGAGCAAGCCAUCUGGCCCGUGGUGCGGAACAAGGGACCCGACAAGGCGGCCAAGCUUAUCCUGGAAUCACCCGACUUGGGCCCGCUGGGAAUAUCCAUCGCCUCGAUCUAUGCCUCUUGCCCCGGGACGCGUCCGGGAUCUCCGAAGAUCCGUUGCGAAUGGGACAACACGAAGGCCGACUUCUCCAAGUGGUCCAAGAUCACCCUCAAGUUCACAGGCAAAGUGUCACGGCACCAACCUGGGUUCCGUCACGUGCAUCCCUGUACUUAG
Messenger RNA from Hirsutella rhossiliensis, 513 nucleotides. RefSeq lists its product as uncharacterized. Lineage: Eukaryota; Fungi; Ascomycota; Sordariomycetes; Hypocreales; Ophiocordycipitaceae. The record is from RefSeq and is a predicted model, not a curated record. The transcript has a single exon. Bases 1 to 513 code for a protein of 170 amino acids.